CCAAUGCGGGCGGGGCCCGGCGCCGGGAGGAGGCGCGGGAGCGUCGGAUGGGGCUCUCCGGGUACCGGCCCUGAUCAGGUACUGCAAUGGCUGCUGGAGUCUUACUGCAAAAUGAGGCACCUUAUUGUUCUCUGAUAACCAGCAGCACAACCAUGAAUACAGGAAGAUCUAGACGUCCAACUGCAAAAUAUACAAAAGUUGGAGAACGCCUUCGUCAUGUUAUUCCUGGCCAUAUGCAGUGUUCCAUGGCAUGUGGUGGCCGUGCUUGCAAAUAUGAAAAUCCAGCUCGAUGGAGUGAACAAGAACAGGCAGUUAAAGGACUAUAUUCCUCCUGGAUAACAGAUAAUAUACUAGCUAUGUCUCGACCCUCCACAGAUCUUAUUGGGAAAUAUAAUAUUAUUGAACAGUUCCAAAGAUGUGACAUAAAAACUGUAAUUAACCUUCAGCGUCCUGGGGAACAUGCUAGCUGUGGGAAUCCACUGGAACAAGAGAGUGGUUUCACCUACCUUCCUGAAGCCUUCAUGGAGGCGGGAAUUUAUUUUUAUAACUUUGGAUGGAAGGAUUAUGGUGUGGCUUCUCUCACUACCAUCCUCGAUAUGGUCAAAGUGAUGACCUUUGCCUUACAGGAAGGGCGAGUAGCUAUCCAUUGUCAUGCAGGACUUGGCAGAACAGGUGUCUUAAUAGCUUGUUACUUGGUUUUUGCAACAAGAAUGACUGCAGACCAAGCAAUCCUUUUUGUCAGAGCAAAAAGGCCUAAUUCUAUUCAGACUAGAGGACAGUUGCUAUGUGUAAGGGAGUUUUCACAGUUCCUAAUUCCACUAAGAAAUGUUUUUGCAACCUGUGAGCCCAAAGCACACGCAGUGACUCUUUCCCAAUACUUGAUCAGGCAGCGGCAUUUGCUUCAUGGAUAUGAAAGCAGACAUCUCAAGCAUGUGCCAAAACUUAUUCAUCUUGUUUGCAAAUUGCUCUUGGAUUUGGUUGAAAACCGGCAGGUGAUAGAGGAAGAAGUAAUAGAUAUGCCAGACCUGUCAGCUGAAAUUGAGGAGACAGUUUCCCAGUUAGCUUCUACAGAACUUGACAAGGAGUUAACAAGGCAAGACAGUAGUACUUCAGAGCCAUUCUCUCUCUCAGGAUCAAAUCCUCUUCAUCCCAGGGAACAUGAAUUUGAUCCUCUUUGCAAAACGAGGAACACUGAUUACUUUCUGCCUCUUAGCCAUUCAAAAAGGCGCCUUUGCUAUAGUGACUCAGAUUUAAGAAAAGCUGCAUUUAUUGCCGAGCAGGGAGAAACGCUAUGGUCAGUGCCCGCACAAGUGCCACUCUGCAACAAAUCCAACCCGCCAAACAAGGUGGACAAUUGUCAGCCUCUUCACAUUGAGCUAAACCAAGAAGUCUUAAUUCGUAAUACAUUUACUUUCUCAACUCAGGGAAAAUUUAAUCUAGAAAGAAAAGAAGAUGAUUCUUCUGUUUGCCAUAGACCUAGACAUCCAAAAAGAGUACUGCGUAGUAAAACAUUUUCUUCAGGCCUUGCAUAUGAUUGGAAAGAAAAAAAGGAGGAGGAGGAGGAAGAAGAAGAGGAGGAGGAGCUAAAAGCACUGAACUAUAAUCCUAUGAAAAAAAAUAUUUAUGGUAAAAGAGUAUCAUCUGAAGAUUCAGGCUCUUCUAAAGCAGUAAAUGAGAUUUGUGAUACCAGAGAUCUCUCGGAAACAAUCCCCCAUAUUGUUGUGCAAUCAGAACUAAAUCUAGAAGCACGAAGAAUUUUGGCAGCCAAAGCCCUGGCGGGUCUGAAUGAAUUUAUGGGAGCCGAAGAAGUGAAGUAUAAAGUAGAAAUGUGGCAGAAAGAACUGAAUACUCAAAAUGGAGCCUGGGAUAAAAUGUGUACUGAGAGGGAUCCCUUUAUUCUCAGUAAUUUGAUGUGGUCCUGGAUAGAGCAACUUAAAGAACCUCUUCUAACCAAAAAUGAUGUUGAUGUGUUAGCAAAAAAUAAUAUAGACUUUCAAGAAGCAUUCAAACUGCUAGAAAAGGGAAAAUAUCUCACCAUACUGUGUAUCUUAAACUGCAUGGUGAAUUUGCAAAGAAUACCAACAGAUGUGGAAGAGCUGCUUCUUAAUCGUGCCAUUAAAGCAUUCACCAAGAUGAAUUGUGAUUCUGAAGGUGGAUCAGAUGUUUACAGCAUUUUAAAGAAUGUUUUCAAACAGAUACUGGAACACCAAAGACAAUAUGCCAGUGAAGAAACUGAAAAGCUUUUAUGAAGUUUACAUUUCUAAGCUACAGUUUUUUGUAGUGCUGAAAAAUUACUUUUCUUUUGUAUCCCUUGUUUUGCAUUAACUAAAUUUCUGUUAAAGUUGUUUAUUAAAUAUCUGAAGGUGGUUUUCCUAUAUAUGUAUAUAAAUUGUUAUUUAAUAACUUGCCAUUUUUGUGAUUGUAAUGUGGCGUUUUGGUUUUGAAUAUUGCAUAAAAAUGCAAUACAGUUUUUCAAUGAUAAGUUAUUGGUUGGAUCAAGGAGAAAAAUCCCUUUGUCCCAUAGUGGAUAAUGUGAUCUUUACUGAUUCCUCCUCUCCCAUGUGUCACCAAGAAUCUGUUCAGGAAGGUUAGGGGUGCCUCAGAAGAAUGGAGGUGAUGGUGUUGGAGUUAUUGUUGGAGGGGAAUCCACAAAAAUUGCCUUUCCUUCACCACUUUUUUCUCCAGCAGGAAUGAUCUGAGCAGCACCAUGUCAGGCUCUGUUCCCAUUGGCAGAAUAAAAGCUAGAUUCAGCCUGCUGUUUUUCACAUUGAACUGUUGCUAUAAUUCACUGCCAUAAUGUGCUACGGUUUAUUCAGUUAAAUAUCUGUGUAGUAAAACUCUUAAGCAUCAAUGUUGUUUACAUUAAUAGUAUUACGUUUUACUUUGUGAUUAGUAAACAUUGACUGAUAUAAAUGACUGUUGUACAACUGUAUGGCUUUACCUUGAUAGCCAUAAAAGAAUUGAUUGCAAUGCCAAAAUAAAUUUGUAGCAAGAAAAUAUAAACAUGACUUAAAGUAUGAAGUUGGACAGCUGCCAGCCAGUAAAUGGUUAUGAGAAAGUCAAAACUUUCUAUUUUUUUUAAAUAAAAUACUGCAAAUGUUAAAAGUGAGGCUUG
This is a messenger RNA of Python bivittatus (Burmese python), 3115 nucleotides long. RefSeq names its product protein tyrosine phosphatase domain containing 1 (gene PTPDC1). NCBI's taxonomy places the organism in Eukaryota, Metazoa, Chordata, Lepidosauria, Squamata, Pythonidae. Gene Ontology annotation, molecular function: protein tyrosine phosphatase activity. The record is from RefSeq and is a predicted model, not a curated record. Gene Ontology annotation, biological process: cilium assembly; protein dephosphorylation.